UUCUCAUGCCGGAUUCAGCCACGAAUAAAUGAAGGCCCACAGCGCAUUCCAUUCCUCGCGAGAACUCCGCUGCAUCAGCUCUGCGCCGAGAUGCCAUGCGAUGCAUACGAAGCAAGGCUGCUGCUGCUGCUGCGGCUUCGCGGGAUCUAUCACCACAAGCCCCCCGCUGCUGACAAAAUUAGCAUGCGACCGAGCUCACUAAGAAAAGCGCCACAGAAGGCAGAAUGUGCGCAGGAAGGAAGCCGAUACCCCGGUUGCCACUAGCGGAAAGGGCAGAUUGAGAGUAGAGGUAAGCAGUCGCCUUAGCCUCCCUUUGUUGCUGUCCACAUGAGCGACCCGUCUUUGCUGGCCUCUCAAUUCGCCGUCUCCAUCGCGCAAACCAAGGCUCUUGUCUCUUCCUGGCUAGUAGAGGAUUCACCUGAAAACACAAACGAAAAAUCCAACAAUGGUUCUUUGCAUGGUAGUGUGCGUCGCGGGAGCGUACGCGGCAGAGAAGCUGGAGAAGCGCAAGGAAAAGAAGCGCAUGCUCGCGGAAAUGGCAGAGAACUCUCUGCCGGUGGAAAAGGACGGCAGCCAGCUCACAAAGGUGUCGAGUCAGGAGACGCUCGCGGCCGGACAGGAGAUGGCCAAGACCGAGAAGGGCACAAACACCAGCGGCAGCAACUACAACAGCGAGACGAUGUCGCUGGCAAGCACGGCGGUGGCUCCGUCGGUGAAGAGCAGCAAGAAGAAGUUUUGGAAGAAAAAGAUCUCGGCUUAGGUGGCGAGGUCGAGUUUGCAAAGAAGUAUACUGUUAUCGUGGGCCGAGGUGGCAUAGGAACGCCCGCUCCACCUGACAGCACAAACACAGAGACUAAUGGGGGUGGGCCAGUGAGUUCGUAUCGGCAGAGGAAGACGAUGGAGUUUAUGCAGAAACAAAUACAGAAGAAGGCUCAGCGGCAAGCACAGCCUAGGCCGGUGGCUACAAAAGCAGAGCCGGACGAUGAUGAUGAAGAGGAGAGCAGGAGCUCGAUCGGAAGGUCCAGUAAUAAUGUUGGCAAGAGCGAUGUGUUUGGAGAUGUUGAUAGCAAGAAACGAAAGAUGGGCUCUGUUCUGGAUGACGUGCUGUCGCAAAGGCAACAUACACCGAAAAAGAAGAAAAAACAAAAAAAAGAAGUCCGAAGAGGGUGCUGAUGUUUAGUA
Myxozyma melibiosi is the source of this 1182-nucleotide messenger RNA. RefSeq lists its product as uncharacterized. The record is from RefSeq and is a predicted model, not a curated record. NCBI's taxonomy places the organism in Eukaryota, Fungi, Ascomycota, Lipomycetes, Lipomycetales, Lipomycetaceae. Bases 328 to 1173 code for a protein of 281 amino acids. The transcript has 2 exons.